This is a messenger RNA of Parasteatoda tepidariorum (common house spider), 4483 nucleotides long. The record is from RefSeq and is a predicted model, not a curated record. Lineage: Eukaryota; Metazoa; Arthropoda; Arachnida; Araneae; Theridiidae.
AUAUUCACCCUCACUAGAGCGGCCACAUCGGUCGUGUUGAGCGGAUGUGAUAAGGUUAACUUUACUCUCUAUCGUUACCAUGGAAACGACCAACGCGGUGCACCCCUCUGGGAGACUCCGUGCGGAUGUGGCUCUUGUCGGCAUCUCUACCGAUUCUCUCUAUGCUGGAUUAUCUCAUUGUUGGAAUGUGAUGAGGCGCUCUUCUGCAUCAUCUUCCCUCCUCCUCACACUCACUGCAUCCACCUCUCGAUCCUUGUGAUUAUCCUCAUCUCUUCUUUUCAUGCCGGAUUCUCAGGUGAGCCCAGUCAGCAGCAGAAGCGUUGGUGGAUGCGAAACUUCACUUCUCAUCUUCCGAGGGAUAUUUUUUUGUUCACCUUGCAGGAUCGAGAAAAAAAGAAAGAAAUGCACAUUUUUCUUUUCCUAUUGCAAAUGAAAAAACGAUAGAUCAUUAGCGAUGUAGUUUUAUUUAGUGAUACAGUACUUUAACCAAAAAAAGGGAAAUUAUUUAGUGUGUUGUUUGGAUUAUAAGAGAAGACAAAAAACCCCCGAUACAUUUGAAAAGCUAUGUGGAGAGUAAUUAUUACAAGGAUUUCCAUGUACUUCGCAGGUGAUUGGUGGCGGUGAUCCUCUACAUUUUGUCUCGUGAGUAGGAAUGGGAAUCGCCCAUUAUACGUGCACUGCAACAGCCUUGGUAGUAUGCAUUGUUAUGCUGUCUUUUUAUAAGGUGGAAUCUACAAGUAUUUUUCAACUGGAUAUUUUAUCUUACAAUAACCCAGAAGGACGAGACAUUUUUGGAGGCUGUUGCAGUGGUCGGCGAAGGGCUGACGAGUCCUGCCAAGGAAACUGCUCUGUCUAUCUCAGGUUCUGCAUUAAACAUUACGAAGUGAACGUCGAUUUGAAAGGAGAGUGUACUUUCAUUGAAUACCUUACUCCUCUUCUAUCAUCUUCUUCACACGCUAUGGAUUCUCAAGAUCAGUCAAAGUUAUCCUUCGAUCUCAACUUCACAUGGCUGGGAGAAUUUUCUCUAAUAGUAGAAGCAUGGCAGCCUUCUCAAGGAAAAGGCAACAAUAAGGUGCUGAUAUCCCGAUUCAUAGCCCAGCGAGCACUUGAAAUCGGGUUAGAAUGGACCUCGGAUAAGUUGGAAUCAGAUUACAGCUCUCUGGAGUUGAAAUACAGGGUGAUAUGUGCGGAUGGAUACUAUGGACCGAAGUGCAAAACGCUCUGCCGACCUCGAGACGAUAAUUUUGGACACUACAAAUGUGGAAAAGAUGGAACAAUGAUUUGCAUGCAAGGAUGGGAAGGUUCCUAUUGCAACUCCGCUGUUUGUGCUGCCGGAUGCCAUAAUGGUACAUGCCUCAAACCUGGAGAAUGCAAUUGCAGAUUUGGAUGGGAAGGUCCUUUAUGUGAUCAGUGUAAGACCUAUCCAGGCUGUGUACAUGGUGGUUGCAGAAAGCCUUGGACCUGCAUCUGUGAUGAGGGUUGGGGUGGUGUCUUAUGUGAUAAAGAUCUUAAUUACUGCACCAAUCACAAACCUUGUGAAAAUGGCGGCACUUGUACUAACACAGGACAAGGGUCCUACACUUGUACAUGUUCAGAUGAUUACAUGGGAGAUAAUUGUGACAAAUUAAAGAAUCCUUGCAUGGACAGCCCCUGUUUGAACAAUGGCAUAUGCAAUAGUCCUAGUAUUGGUAAAUACGAUUGCACAUGCAAACGUGGAUAUUUCGGACCACAUUGUGAGACAUCAGCAAGUAUUUGUACAGAAGGUUUAUGCAAAAAUGGUGGCUCCUGUAUUUCAAAUCCAGACGGAUUUUUAUGUUCCUGUCCAGCAGGUUUUACAGGUGCACUCUGUGAAAAAGUCCAAACCUGUGAUUCAAGUCACUGCUUAAAAGGUGGCACUUGCAUGACAUCCUCCGAUGGAAUACAUUGUAUCUGCCCUCAUGGUAUCAGCGGUGAUCGAUGUGAGCAUGACAACAGAUGUACAAACUUGUGUAAAAAUGGAGGAAUCUGCGUGGUCAUCUCCGGAAAUGCAUCAUGUACUUGCCCUUACGGCUACUCAGGAGCUUUCUGUCAUAUCAAGCAGACAGUGUGCUCUGCAAAUAUUUGUGCCAAUGGAGGAACUUGCCGCUUCCUUGAUGAAGCUUACUACUGUGAAUGCAAACCAGGAUUUACUGGAAAAAACUGUACUCAGCCUCAGAAUACCUGCAGCUCUUCGCCAUGCUUGAAUGGUGCUACAUGUCAUGUGACAGAAAAUGGCUUUUCAUGCCACUGUUUGCAUGGCUUCAAGGGAAAUAGGUGCCAUUUAAGUUUAGAUGGAAUUCCAAACGAUUGGAAUGAAGGUCCAUCUGUUGCUUCGAAUGUCUCCCACCGCAUCUCUGAGAAAGAGAAAGAGACUUCUUCUGCUUCUCAGUUAUACCUGAUUAUUGGUUUAUCAGCCACCUUCACUGUGCUCAUAAUUUUAAUUGUUUGUAUUGUAGUCAGAUACAGAAUCCGACUUCGACGGCCGCAGAAACCUGUUGACGAGCACCACAAAGACUGUGACUUUGAUCUAGUAAAUGAGCAGAACGAAAGAAAUGCCAUGUAUAUGAACAAUAAAAAUUGUGAUAUGCCUCAAAAAAUUGUGAAUGAAUUGGACAGAAUACCAGUUAUAAUGCCACACGAGGCUCCUCCUAAAGUGCUUAAUAGUGAAAUCAGCAACAAAAGGAUUCCAGAUAUGAUGAGCACAUCAAGGACUUUACUACAAAAAAUAGAUAAUAUUAGUGGUAAUUCCACAAACUGCCACUCACCUCAGGGUCAUUCACCUUGCAGUAACAAACCGAUCUAUACGAUUGAAGAUCAUCUCAGGCCUUGCCCAGACAAAGGAGUAUUCCUGAAUAUGGGUGAAAACCUAGGUACUGAUGUUUAAUGAUUGGCACAUAAUUUAAUUGUUGUACAGUCUCUCUCAAAGUGCCUUUUGUAUCAUAGUUUCUAUUUGUACAAACCAGAGCUUUCUACAGAGAAUCAUAGUUUUAUGUUUCUAUUUAUAUUGUGUAGUUAUAUGUUCCACUGUUCAACUGUGCGAUUGAACAGAUACUUGUUUCAACAAACAUGGGGUGCCUGUACUCUUUUUUUUUUCUUUCUUCUUCAUUUCAACCAAGUUGUUAAAUUUGUUUUAUUAUAAUGACCACUGCAUUUUUUUUAUAAGUUUAAAAAUGGGACCUUUUCUUUAAGUAAAGGAUGUCUCAAUUUUUCUCCUGAAAAUCAAAAUUGUAUGUAAAUGAGUUUGAAUAUGAAAGUAAUACUUAGCUGAAUUCCAAAUUGAAUGAGAAAUGUCUUGAACGUUAAAAUCGGUUUGAUGUAAUGUUGUUAGUAUUUUGUACCUUUAUAUUUGACAAAGUUCCUAUUCAAAGGAAAUCAUUUCUAAAAAAAUAUUUUUAAUAAACAAAUGAAAUUGUUAUCAUUGUUUAACCAAGGCUCAACAAUGUGCCUAAGAAUACUCAUAAAAUGUAUUUAAAAUGCACUUUGAUAAGCUCUCUGUGCUAAGAAGGAAAAAAAUAAUAAUCACGCUUUUCAGGCAAUAAUUUGGAUUUAGCUUUUAAUCUUGCUAUAGUAAUUCAUUUCAUUAUUUAUAUGUAUUCACAUUUGGUAAUAGUUCAUUAUUUUAUUUCCGUAAUUUAUGGAUUUAAAUGUUUAAAAGAAGUCUUUUAGAUAGCAAUAGUCUCGAGUAGGGAUAUUUUUCAGAUAUUGCUUUGGUUUCUUUCCAAAUGACAGGAAAGAAAAUUAGUUUGUAAAUAAAAUCUUUAAGAUAUUUAUUAUUUUUAUGAUCGACAUUUAUCUUUUCGAUUGGAUGCAAAAAAUUGUUUAUUCUUGCAAAUUAUGUGCCAUGUUCCAUAUCGUUUAGAAAUCACAUUAAGUAAGUUAUCUUCUAAAACUAUACUGUCACUAAUGCACUUGUAAUUCACUUAAAUGCUCUAAAUAGAACUUUUUUAUAGACUUCCACGUUAAAUAAUAAAAAUUUUUGCACUUUAUAGAUGUGUAAUCUUAAAUGUAUUGUAAUUAUUUAAUAGUACUUAUAUUUUUAAUGCAGGAACUUUUUCUAAUUAAUAUUUCGGAACUUACGAAUCAGUAUUUACAUGAAUAGGACACUAAUAGAAAUUGAUAGCGGUUUACAUUUAGAGUUAUGUUUACCACAAUUCAUGUUUGUUUAGACAUCAAACUAUGUUUUGUGAUUUUUGGUAAUUAGUUUAAUUUUGCUGAAGCAUUCGAUAUUUUUUAAGGAAGUUUAGUUUCUUGAGAUUACAUCAUAGUGUCGACGAAACUAAGGGCAGUUUUUCCAUUUCAAGAGCUAUUAGUUCUCUACAAUAGUGAAAUGUUGAACUAGUAAUGUAAAUAGAACAUGUGUACAUUUUAGUUGGAUCUCAUCUUGUAUAUAAACGGAGGCUGUUUUUAUGUCUGUUUAUGCAGCAGCACCUUGUUCCAAAUAAAUUCAUAAUUGUCUAUUUUUGUA